Glycine soja is the source of this 3854-nucleotide messenger RNA. RefSeq names its product putative pentatricopeptide repeat-containing protein At4g17915. Lineage: Eukaryota; Viridiplantae; Streptophyta; Magnoliopsida; Fabales; Fabaceae. The record is from RefSeq and is a predicted model, not a curated record. The transcript is spliced from 3 exons. Bases 308 to 1693 code for a protein of 461 amino acids. Gene Ontology annotation, molecular function: protein binding.
UGCUGUGGAGUGUGGAACUCAUGGCGCCCUAAUUUAAGCCCCAGGCGGCGGAUUUGUAAAUGUGAUGGGUUCAUUUGUCAGCAUAGCUCGAAACCUUUUAUCGUCUUCCUUUUUAUUCGCAUCCAGCCGCGACUAAAACCAUACAGAAUGUUGAUUCGCGGCCAUUGUCGAACAAUAUCACCCAACAAUUAUUUACGUCUUCGACGUCUGUGUUCAAAAGCUUAUAAAAAAUGACUUUUUACAUGUUAACCCAAUUCAAGCUUAUAACUACUAAGCAACACUCUCACUCUGGGGAGACUCCAAAACGAUGCCGUUUUGGGCCCCACUCAAGUCAAGCCUCUCCACCAAGCUCCUCAACAUAACCGUCUCCUCUCUCUGCAAAGCGAAGCAAAUCCCCAAUGCCGAAACGGCAAUCGUCGACGGCAUACGACUCGGCGUGCUCCCCGACGUGGUCACCUACAACACCCUAAUCGAUGCGUACUGUCGUUUCGCCACCCUUGAUGUCGCUUACUCCGUUCUCGCGCGAAUGCACGACGCCGGCAUUCCCCCUGACGUUGUUUCAUUCAAUACCCUAAUCUCCGGCGCUGUGAGAAAGUCUCUGUUCUCGAAGUCCCUCGACCUGUUCGACGAAAUGCUCAAACGAGGCAUCAACCCCGACGCAUGGAGCCACAACAUUCUAAUGAACUGUUUAUUCCAAUUGGGAAAGCCCGACGAGGCGAAUCGCGUUUUUAAAGAAAUCGUGCUUCGCGACGAGGUCCACCCCGCUACAUACAACAUUAUGAUUAAUGGCUUGUGCAAGAACGGUUACGUAGGGAAUGCUUUGAGCUUGUUCAGGAAUUUGCAGAGGCAUGGUUUCGUGCCGCAGGUUUUGACGUACAACGCGCUUAUUAACGGGCUCUGCAAGGCGAGGAGGCUGAAGGACGCGAGGAGAGUGCUGAAGGAGUUCGGAGAGACCGGCAACGAGCCCAACGCGGUUACUUAUACCACCGUCAUGACGUGCUGUUUCCGGUGCCGGUUAUUCGAGGAAGGGUUGGAGAUUUUGUCGGAGAUGAGAAGUUUGGGGUUUACUUUCGACGGAUUCGCGUAUUGCACGGUGAUCGCGGCGAUGAUCAAGACUGGCCGGAUGCAGGAGGCCGAGGAGAUUGUUGAGAUGAUGGUGAGUUCCGGCGUGAGGCCGGAUCUUGUGUCGUAUAAUACUUUGAUUAAUCUUUAUUGCAGGCAGGGGAGGCUUGAUGAUGCUUUGAGGUUGUUGGAUGAGAUUGAGGGGGAAGGCUUGGAGUGUGAUCAGUAUACACAUACUAUUAUUGUUGAUGGAUUGUGUAAGGCUGGUAAUUUUGAUGGGGCUCAGAGGCAUUUGAAUUAUAUGAAUUCGUUGGGUUUUGGAUCCAAUUUGGUUGCGUUUAAUUGUUUUCUCGAUGGUUUGGGGAAGGCCGGGCAUAUUGAUCAUGCUUUGAGAUUGUUUGAGGUGAUGGAGGUGAAGGAUUCUUUUACUUAUACUAUAGUGGUGCACAACCUUUGUAGGGCGAGGCGGUUCCUUUGCGCAUCCAAGGUUUUGGUUUCAUGUUUGAAGUGUGGGUAUCAAGUGUUGAGGGCCACUCAGCGGGCGGUUAUUGUUGGUCUCCGGAGUAUUGGGUAUGCAAAUGAGGCGAGGAAGGUUAAGUUGACGAUCAGAUUGGCACAGUUUGUGCCUUGAUUGUGUGGUGGUUUCUGAGGGGAAGAUUGAACAUGUGGUAUUUAUUGGGGAGACCUUUGGUUAGGCUGAAGUCAGUGAACCAAAGAGAAUGGAACUCGGAUCUGAGUGUCUUGUGAUUGAUGAUUGGCAAUUCGGCAUAACUGUCGUUGCAAGGGAGACUAUUAUCGUCAUGCUGCAAGACAUUUGGGAAAAAGGAGGAGGAAGUGAAGGAAAGUAUGAAGAUAGCAGAAUGCUUCAGAUAAGAGGAGAGGGGGAUAAGAAUUUCUUAAUUUCUGAAACAAGUGCAUGGCAAGGAUGAGAGCUAGGACAACAAUUCAGAAUAAGCUGCACUGCCACAUUAGAAUCAGACUCCACCUCAAUACUACGAAAUCCAUGCUGAUGGGCCACUCUUAAUCUGUGGAGGCCCAAAGUUCUGCGAUAUUGAUUGUGCACGAAUCCGGAGUAGUAGUAAAACCAAUCACAAAGUUUCCAUGGGAAUCACGAACCACUCCCCCAGCACUAACCUUUAAGGAGUUGCAAUUCACAGCCCCAUCAUAGUUCAACUUAAACAAACCUUCAGGAGGCGGACUCCACCUAAUUCCAUUUGGAUAAGACGUGAUCUCUUCCAUGAGACGAAGAAUAACCAUCAAGGCUCCAUCGCUCUAUCCAAACUAUUCAUUAAGAAAUGAACCUGCUAUACUACACCAUUGGCUGCUAACCAAUUUUUAUUAAAAACAAAAUUGUUACAUUGCACCCCUAACUUAUCAAGCAUAACCGUAAAAUGUCUUGACCAACUAUCCACAUCCUCAUGUUGACUCUUCUUCAGAUUCUCUUCUAACCAAAUCAGAGGACAAUCUGGCAAGAAAAAAACAGGAUCUACAUGAUCUAUAAUGUUAUGCCAACCUCCUUUUGCUUAAUUUGGGCAAUUGGCUUUGUUCUUACUCAUUGUUGUUUAUAUUUUGCGUUAGAUUAUUCUCAGAGUUUUGUGUUUUGUUAAUUUGAAAGGGAGUUGGUCAAUAUGCACAUAUCCUAUCAGUUGUAUGCAUUCUUAUCCUGCAUUAGAAUAUCCAUAUCCUAAAUUCUUCUAAAAUUUGCGUAUGGCUCUGUUUGUUUAAAGCUUUGUUUAGCAAUGGAGCAUAAGCUUCAAGUCUUUAUUUAUGCUUUUAACCAACUUUUGUGUUCUAUUUCUUUGCCUUUAAGAAAAAUUUGGGUGUCAUUUCCUAUAAUCCUUACGUGGGGAAUACAACCAAUUGACUGUCAUUAAUUGGAAGUAAAAAAAAACUGUGGAUUACUGAAUUUGCUUUGGUUGUUUUCAUAUUUUAACAAGUAGCUCAUGUCAAUGCUUGCAAUUUUUUCUUUCGCCAGGGCUUUGUUAAAAUUGACAGGGAUGAUUCCAGCCUACCUCUGGUUACAUCUCCUAUCAGACAUGCCACCCAGGUAUGCUGACACAUAAUUGAAAAUGGAAACUAUAAAAUUACUGCCUUUGGAAGCCCCUAAUGUGUAUAGGGAGUGAAUUCCAUUAUGUUGCUCUGUUUUCUCACGUCUUGUCACUAGUUUUAAAAACUAGGAUGAACUGGAAGAAAGGGAAUCACCAAUUCAUAAAGUUUUUGAUGCUGAAGAUCUGAGUGGAGGGGGUGGUUUGAUCACUGAAGAGUUUUGCCAAGUUUAGUGAGAAACAGAUGUCAAACUUCCACAACAGAAAUUUGAGCACCUUUGCAGUUCAGCCUUCAUUUCUGGCAAGUCAUUUUGGAUCUAGAUGGGAUAGGAAUGCUCUAUCAGAUCUAAAUGGCGGUCAAGUACAUUCUUGGGGUGAAACUCCAUGACAAAGAGCCAGACUCAGUUUCAGUUGCCCCAUAGCUGGAAGCUUAAGGAAUCUAUGGCAAAUGUGACAUUCCUCUGCUUCUAGUUCAAAUGAAUCUUAUAUGCACCUUUGGUAGAAUGCAUAAGGACGUGCUAGUGAUUGGUGAGUGCUUUCUGCUGGGGAGCUGAAAGAUUUACAUAGUUGUAUGCUAAGGAUGAACGACUCUCAAAAAAGAAUCCUUUUUUUUUCUUUUUGAUAGCUAAAGUUCUUCUAUUUCUCUCCCAAUUAAUAACCCUUCGGCUGUAUUUGGGUAGGAAAUUUGAAGUAUUGGGAUAUUUAAUUGCAUCAACACAAGAAAAAUUCAGCUAUUUUGUUUUACUA